ACACUCUUGUUUAACCUUUUUAUUUGUUGCUCCAAAUUUCCUUAAAAUUUUGUAUUUUGAAAGAAAUAAAUAUACAAGCAACAUAAUAGUUUUUUAUUUAUUUAUUUGUAUUUUAAUAGAAUCUGCAUCCUACAUAUACAAAUAAUCUAUAUGCAUGAGUAUCUUUCUGGGUUGUAAGUUCUAAACGAGGUUAAUUGAGAGACACGAAGAAGUUGUUCACUCAGUAUUUCUUACCCGUUAACAAAUUUUCGCAUGUUCAAGUUCAACCCAACGCGUUUUGAAUUGGUGGCAACACUAUUUCAAGGGUGAUAAAAUUGAUUUUGUCACUGAUUGCUUUGGUUGAAGAUCUGCGAAGGUGUGUGACUGUGUGGUUCAUCAUCUUUUCUCUGCAUUCUCAGGUGCCCUUUUUUAGUUAGGAUCGUCAAAUUUCGUUAUCAGCAUGGAAUUUCAAAAUUUUGAUCCAAGACACACUGGGGAGUUAUUGAAGCACAUGGAUAGACAGAAUGAGGUCCUUAUGGAAGCAUAUAGAUCGAUGUUGCAUGAAUUACAGAAACUUCAGAUUGAAGAAGAAAUGCUUAUGCGCAAGAUGUAUGAAGUUACGUCAGCUCAUGGUCUCGCUUCAGAGAAUGAUAGCAAUCCUCCUAAUUAUGAUUAUAAUAGUGGAGCUGAACACACCAAGAAGGAAACGAAUGAAGCGAAUGAAGAACAUGUAAUACGUGAAGGUGCUCCAGGGGCAAUUAAGGAACCUAAACAUGGGGAGGAUGUUACGGUUAGUGGGUCUGUACACGUGGCAAGCGAUCCAAAUGAUGCGGGAAUCAGGAAAAGCACGAGGGAAAGAAUAACAAACUCGCGUUUGAAGGAAUUCGUGUGUAACAAUUAAAUAUAUAAACUAAGGAUAUGAUGAAAAGAAGGGGGGGUGAAUGAUGCUAAUUUCUCUCUCUAUUCUGUUUCUGUGAGUUUUCUUAUAGCUAUCGUCGUGUAGCUUCUUCCUUGUUUCGUUACGCAUUAUUGCUAUCAUAAUACACAUAGA
Cajanus cajan (pigeon pea) is the source of this 1030-nucleotide messenger RNA. RefSeq lists its product as uncharacterized. Lineage: Eukaryota; Viridiplantae; Streptophyta; Magnoliopsida; Fabales; Fabaceae. The record is from RefSeq and is a predicted model, not a curated record.